Messenger RNA from Macrosiphum euphorbiae (potato aphid), 669 nucleotides. The record is from the annotation of a GenBank genome assembly. Lineage: Eukaryota; Metazoa; Arthropoda; Insecta; Hemiptera; Aphididae.
AUGUCUGAAGAACAGGACUCGAUCGAAAUUGAAAAUCCUAGUAAAAGUGCCACUAUCCUCUGUGUUCAGUACCUUAUAUCACAGCACAUGAAAACUAAAGGUGUCAUUAAAAAAGACGAACUGAUGAAAACUGUCUUCAAGGGUCGCAAUCUUGGAAAAAACUAUGAAAGAGUUAUGGAAGAAGUGAAUAACACGUUAAAAAAUACUUUUGGAUUUUCAAUAUCAUAUAUUAAAGAUGAUCACAAACAGUUCUUCAUUGUGAAUAAUAUAGAUGAAAUUGAAACUAAAAAAUUUAGUUCUUCUGAAGAAUCAAAAUAUCAAGUUUUAUUGAAACCAAUACUCGGGGCUUUAGUUAUGCUUCGUGCACCAAUCAGUGAAGGUCAAAUGUGGAAUAUACUAGAGAAAUUUGCAUUGAAAUUAAAUUUAGACAUGGACUUAACUAAACAAAUUGUUAAAGGAAAAUUUGUAAAAGAUCAAUACCUUCAAUACAAGAUUACUGAUGAUACAACCAUAUCGCUUGAUCCAGAAAAAACAAGUUAUUGGUUUACUUUAGGACCUAGAGCAUUAGAAGAAUGUGAUCAACUAAUGUUAUUAAAUCGAGUUGGUGAGUUAUACCAAAAGCCUGCUGCUUCGUUCAAGCGUGUAUAUGCUGCGUUAAUUGAGAAAUAA